Molecule: messenger RNA, 621 nt
Organism: Plasmodium gonderi
Lineage: Eukaryota; Apicomplexa; Aconoidasida; Haemosporida; Plasmodiidae
Product: variable surface protein
Exons: 3
Coding region: 1-621 (206 amino acids)
Source: RefSeq, a predicted model, not a curated record
AUGGUUACAAAACAUUUAUCCUAUAAGGAUGUAUUUCCCAUAUGUCGAGAACUCUAUUAUAAUAUUCUUUACAAAGGGAUUAAUAAAGGUAUAAAGAGUAAAUUAGAAACGGAUUGCAAUAAUUUUAAUAGAACCCAUCGACAAAAUGGAUUUCCUGAUUAUAAUUUGGCAACAAACUGUCUAGAUCUUGAUCUUUAUUUGUAUAAAAUAGUGGAUUAUAGUGAACAUGUUAGAAAACCUUAUUGUAAUUUUUUUAUCUACGCACUAAAACAAUUAGUAAGGAAAAAAGAUCCUAAGUACAUUGAAAGGUUUGAUCAGCUUCACGAUAAAAUGAUAAAUGAAUAUAAUAAUGUAAGCGUAACAGGACUUGGUGUAUGUAAAGAAUAUGUAUUAAAAAUGAAUGACGAUAUAUAUAAAAUAUUCGAAAUGUUUGAUGAAUUAUAUGGUUAUUUUAAAUAUUUUCAAAAAGACAGUAAUAAUUGCUCUUACAUUAAAAUUGAUUAUAGAAGAAACAAUGCCUGCGUCAGGAGCAUUAUCAGACGAUAUUCCAUCUCCAGUGACGUGGACAAGCACGGGUGUUUUAUUUUUUGCAAUAUUAAUAAUUAUAUUCAUCGUGUAUAA